Cottoperca gobio is the source of this 2743-nucleotide messenger RNA. RefSeq names its product GATA binding protein 5 (gene gata5). Gene Ontology annotation, molecular function: RNA polymerase II cis-regulatory region sequence-specific DNA binding; DNA-binding transcription factor activity, RNA polymerase II-specific; zinc ion binding. NCBI's taxonomy places the organism in Eukaryota, Metazoa, Chordata, Actinopteri, Perciformes, Bovichtidae. Gene Ontology annotation, biological process: cardiac muscle tissue development; negative regulation of transcription by RNA polymerase II; cell fate commitment. The record is from RefSeq and is a predicted model, not a curated record. Gene Ontology annotation, cellular component: nucleus. The coding region runs from base 392 to 1549 and encodes 385 amino acids. The transcript is spliced from 7 exons.
UUAUCAGCGACAGUAACUAUCUCCAGAUAUAGCGGCAGGAAGAGAAACAUUGCAGUCGUCCUGGAACAAAAAAAUAACUUUGGUUUCAUUUAGUACGCGCAACGUUUACGCGUUAAAACAAGAGAUAUUUGGAGACGCUCCUCUGCGCUGCCUGAUCCGUCUGUCUGUGUGGAGUGACAACGUUUUCCCGCUGCGCUCUACUACUCAGUUUUGGACGUCUACAGGACCGGACUGCUUUAUCACCCGACCGUCCUUAUCUGGACAGGAAUCUAUAAUUUGUUUAAAAAGGCACAUAUACAUUAUUCUGCACAGCGUGAGGACAGUGCACCUCCACAGGACUGGGAGCAGCCUGAGAAAUCAUCCCUACAUUUCAACCCACACAGUUGUGAAAAUGUAUCCGAGCCUGGCAUUGUCCUCCAACCAGUCCCCUUACGCACAUGACACCGGGAAUUACAUCCACCCCUCGGCCAGCUCUCCGGUCUACGUCCCCACCACCAGAGUCCCCGCCAUGCUGCCCACCCUUCCCUACCUGCAGACCUGCGACUCGACCCACCAGUCCCACGGCCUCGGCGGGCAUCACGGCUGGCCCCAGACCACCACGGACUGCUCCUCUUAUACACCCGGCAGCCCCCACCCUCAUCCGCACGGCUUCUCGUACUCGCACAGCCAGCCCGUCAGCAGCAACACCGGCCGGGAUGCGACCUACCAGAGCCCGCUGGUUCUCGGAAACGGCGCUAGGGUGGAUCAGUACGGGGGCGCGCUGAUGCGCUCGGUUGGAAGCUCCUAUUCCAGCCCCUACGCGUACAUGAGCCCGGAGAUGGCGACGUCCUCCUGGACGCCAGGACACUUCGAAAGCGGGGUGAUAAGUCUGCAGGGACGGCAUGGACUGUCGGGGAGAAGGUCCAGUUUGGACCUGAUUGACGACAUGUCCAACGAGGGCAGGGAGUGCGUCAACUGCGGCUCCGUGUCCACGCCGCUGUGGCGCAGGGACGGCACUGGACACUACCUGUGCAACGCCUGCGGCCUGUACCACAAGAUGAACGGCAUCAACAGGCCGCUCAUCAAACCACAGAAACGGCUGCAGACCACAUCUCGCCGGGCCGGCCUUUGCUGCACUAACUGCCACACCAGCACCACCACGCUGUGGAGACGCAACGCUGAGGGAGAACCUGUGUGUAACGCCUGCGGCCUCUACAUGAAACUGCACGGGGUGCCCAGACCUCUGGCCAUGAAGAAAGAGAGCAUUCAGACCAGGAAGCGCAAACCCAAGCUGCCCAAGAAUAAAACAUCCACACAUCCAGGAUCCACUAACUCUGACAGCAGCUCCCCAACCUCCCUGUCAGUCUCAGAACAUGCCUCAACCAUUAAGAGCGAACCCAACAUGGCCCCUUCACCCUACGCCGGACAGACGGUCACAUCUGCCUCUCAGGUGGCUUCUCUGUUAGACAGCACAGGAUCAGGACAUGUGGACAUUAAAUAUGAGGAUUAUCCCUUUACCCCGACCUCCAUGGCCCCACAGAACUCCUGGUGCGCUUUGUCUCAAGCAUGAGCAACUGCGACCAGCAGGACUGCCACACAGACACCACACAGCUCACUUUGGCCUUCUCUCCAUCCUGCAACCAUUACUCUCCACUCUGGAGCUGUGGAGAAACUGCAGUAUCUGAUGUGUCCAGGCGCUCUUCACCUGAGUACCUUGACCAAAUCUGCUAGCCAUUGUGUACUGUAACACUCUAGCUCUGUAAGUGACAGCUCACCUGGACUAUACUUUAGCUUCACAAGGACACAGGGUACUUGGGCUGCGGUUUUACAAAAGACUGUGUAUUAUCCACAAAACGCCGACUCAACAGUUCAGCCGGAGCAAAGAAGAUGAACUUAAGAUGGCUUAACUCUGACCCUGGCUCUCCCGAACUCACACCCAACAAGCCACAUUUCCUCAGUGGGACAACAACUACCUAUUCCUAAGAUAAAUCUCCAUUUUUGGAAAUACAAAUAGAAAUAUAUAUACGCAAAGACAAUCAAGUGGAAUGUGAAAAAGACAUGGAUAUAAUAAACCCUUUUUAUAGCUGAUUUUCAUUAAGUUUUUGUUGCUGUUGCUGGUGUUUGUAGAUAUUACCCUCACUGCUUUCUGUGGUGUUUUCAAGAGCAUAAUGAGAGCAGUUUCAGCAUGUUAUUGUCAUCACAGAAAGAAAAGCAGGAAAAUGGACAGAAAAUACCUUUUUUUAUGGCUGUUGAACAUGUCUCAUUAUAAACAUGUAGAUGAUUGACUUUUAUAGGCACAUUAUUUAUGUUGAGAUAAGGACAGUUAAAAGUCAUGGUGGACACUAAAAGCAGCCAAUUAUAGCCCAGUGCUCACUGUUGGAGAAUGGCUGGUGUACAGCACAGCCUCGCAGAUAUGACGCUUAGGUUGUGUGAGUGAUUUCUCAAGAUAUAAACUGCAUCUUGCAUAAUUCCUUUGAAAAUCAGAACCAGUUGUUUCGAUUCUGACAUCAUGACUACAUUUCAUAAGUUUAUCAUUUUACUGCUUUAAUAUUUGACAUUAAUGAAAGUGCAAUGACAAUUGAAGGCACAACAAAAAGAGUGUGAAAUGAUUCUAAACAUAAUAAUCUAAUUGUAUUGUCAUUAUUUGUCAAUAUGUAAGGGGAUUUUAUUAUUAUAUAAUGUUCUAAAGAACUCUCUCUUGUUCACUGUCUUUUUUCAAUGCUCUUCGGAAUCUGUUCAAGUUAAUAAACUGAUUAAUAUUUUA